ACUAUCAGUAGGUUGCAGCAGUCGGAGCCGCGCAGGCGCAGUGAGCUUGCGGGCGCAGCUUCGCCGUGGUUUCGGUUGAGCAUUCUUGGCAACGUCUCUCUCGGUGAACAGGCUGCCGACCAUCGGCUGUUUCCACAAUGUCUGGAGAAUUAUUUUAACGGAGUAGGAGCCGAGAGGAGUCGCCGGAGCAGCGUUAGGUAGCUCACUCUAUCCCGGCAUCUCCAAGUAUUCUGUGGGACUUGAAAUUGCUCCCCUCGGCUGGUGUUGGCAGACACAGGGAGAACGAGGGAGGAGGAGGAGGGGGAGGCCGGAGCGAUUAUGAGACUUGGGGUGUGCUUUAACCCACUUACCACACCAUCUCAGAGUCUCCUGCCAAAACGAUUAAAAUACUGAGCCUCAUCUGCCUGCACGGUGACAUCAAACCUCACCACACCUGCUUCGCCUGCACAGCUGGAGGCAAAAAAGAUCUGCGUUAGACUGAAAAAGUCCCGAGAUAAGAAGAGCAGAGUUAACCCUGAUCCAGAGUGGUCCAUCAUGGACCAGUGAAGUCUUUCCCACCCUGCCUGUUAAAAGCAAUGUUUUUGGGAGCUGGAGGCCGUAACGCCAUUAGCAGAGUGUGUGUGGGGCCAUUACACUCCCUCUUCCCCACCACCCCUCCUGACAUGGGAUGCCAACCCCCUGCCCACCUGCCCUAAGCUCUCCUGGGGUGCCAUGAACAGCUACAGAGACAGAGGGGUAACUUGCACCUCCUCAGACCUUCUGGAUGGAGGAGGAGGAGGGUUGCCACCGCACGCUUCUUUUCGUCACACCCCCAAUGGCCACCCGGCCCCCGGGCACCCAGAGCUGGCCAACCAACCACGGAACUCUGUGCCCAAAAUGGGUGUUCGAGCGCGGAUUGCAGAAUGGCCCCCACGCCGUGCACAGUCCCGGGAGUCACUGCUAGAAAAUGGGCAAAUUGGCAGCAAUCACUACACAGAUGACUGCUCCACAUCCGUUUCAUCAUCGGUUUUGUCAUCUGACGUCAGGUUGGUGCGGGGAGGAGUUGCCAGGUUGCCAAGACGACGGUCCAAGGAUGUAGAGUUCAGAGGAGGAGGGUUUGAAAGAAGUUCACCUUUCAGCCUAAGAGUGUUCCCACCUUUGAGACAGCGAUCCAACAGUGAAGUGACACUGAGUGAGCAGGAUGAAAACGAGGUGGAGGCUCGUGGAGGUGGCUCAAUGGGGAACCGGUUCCGAGAGUAUGGCAGCACCUCUUCCAUCGACAUCCAGGGCAUUCCUGAGCAGAGCUUCUUCGACAUGCUCAGCCAGUUCCACCAGGAGAGGCCUGACCAGCGCAGCUCAGCACCUAUACACCUCGGGGAGCUGCUGCGGGCUCCAGACUCACCACCAAGCGCACCUCUGCCCUCUGCUCCCUCCCCUGGUCUAACAGGUGGGGAUGACAGAGGAAGGAAGGAUGGCGAGAGAGUGAGGAAGAAAAGUGGAGGGACAGAGUCGUCAUUGGGUACCUCCUCUUUGUUCCGGAAACUUCGAAGCUCGAGUAGAGGGGAGCUGGAUGGAGGAAAAGGAGAGACUAUAGAGGACAGGGGAGGGCGAGGUUUAACAGAUUCCUCCUACAAACCGUGGGUGUGUCCCAAGAGCUUUGUUCACUUUGAUGCUCAGAGCAUCCUGUUUGACCUCCAUGAAGCAGCGGCUCAGCGUGGCUUUGUCGCCCAGAGGAGGAACACAGCCACGGGGGCAUCAGCUGCUUCAGUGUCCCUGUCCAUCUCCAGAUCCUCAGCUCCCAGUGUCAAUGACCCCAUUUAUUCCAGCAUUGAGGAUCUGACCAUGAGCCUGGACCAGGGCUCCACAACACCCUCCCUGGUCAUGGACCCGCUGGAUGGACCUGGAGCCCACAGCUCGAGCCCACUGCUCCUCUGCUGCCCCCAUUUCCUCAAUGAGACUGGGGGCCAUGGGGAGCGCAACAUCAGCUUCCUCAGCUCUUCAGCGGAGAAAGGAGGAGAUGGAGGAGGAGAAGGAGGGAGGGGGUGGCUGAGGAAGAGUAAUGCCAGCGUGUCGGUGCUGGAGGUGCCUGUUGAACAGCAGGUUACAAGAUUGGAGAGACUGAAACUGUACAGCAUAGAGCAUGUAGACUUGGGGGCCAGAUACUACAGAGACUACUUCCAUGGGAAAGAGCACUCAAACUACUUUGGGACAGAUGAUAAGCUGGGCCCUGUGGCAGUGAGCAUCCGCAGAGAGAAAGUGGAAGACACCAAAGACCUGAAAGAUCAGUACCAGUACCGCCUCAUCGUCAGGACAAGCGAGCUUGUGACCCUGCGAGGCUCCAUCUUAGAAGAUGCGGUGGCGUCCACGGGGAAACACGGCACGGUUCGAGGUCUGCCGCUCAAAGAAGUCCUGGAACAGGUCGUCCCCGAGCUCAACGUGUCCUGUUUGAGACUGGCACUCAGCACAGCCAAAGUCACGGAGCAGCUCCUAAAACUGGAUGAACAGGGACUAAGUCAGAAGCACAAGGUGGGUGUUCUGUUGUGCCGUGCAGGCCAGAGCACAGAGGAAGAGAUGUACAACAACGAGGAGGCGUCGCCCGCCUUCUCUGCCUUCCUGGAGCUGCUGGGGGAACAGGUGCUCCUCAAAGGAUUCACCAAAUACGCUGCACAGCUCGACACAAAGACGGACUCGACAGGCACCCACUCUCUGUACACCACCUACCAGGGCUACGAGGUCAUGUUCCACGUGUCCACCAUGCUACCCUACAUGCCCAACAACCCACAGCAGCUCCUCAGAAAGAGGCACAUAGGGAACGACAUUGUCACCAUAAUCUUUCAGGAGCCGGGAGCGCUGCCUUUCACCCCUCAAAAUAUUCGUUCACACUUCCAACAUGUCUUUGUUAUUGUCCGUGUACACAACCCCUGCUCUGACAACACCAGUUACAGUGUUGCUGUGACACGAAUGAAGGAUGUACCCCCCUUUGGACCACCCAUUCCCAGCGGCGUCACCUUCCGUGACCCAGAGACCUUUCGUAACUUCCUUCUGGCCAAAAUUAUCAAUGCAGAAAGCGCAGCACACAAGUCGGAGAAGUUCCACACCAUGGCGACACGGACACGUCAAGAGUACCUGCGUGACCUGGCUGAGAACUACGUCAGCAGCACACCGCUCGACUCAGCUGGCAAACUGAACAACCUCAUCUCUCUUGCGUCUAAGAAACGCGAGCGCUCCAAGGCCAGAGAGGGAGCAGAGCUGGGAGCUGCAGGGGCAGUUGCCUGGAGAGUGCAGGCCCAGGACUUUAGUGGAGGAGGAACGGAGCUCCCCUGUGCCUUGGGUUUGUCAGCUGAAUACGUCCUCCUCACAGACUGUUCCACCAAAGAGGUGGUUUUUAACUGUUUCUGUGCGGACGUGAUCGGCUGGACACCAGAGCGACUGGCGCUCAAGAUCUUCUACGGUAGAGGAGACCACAUCGCCGUACGAGUGCCGGAGGGCUGUGCACAGGACAUCAGGGAGAUGGUUCAAAGGUUGAAGUCACUGACAGUGGGAUGUGAGACAGUAGAUAUGACACUGAGAAGAAACGGACUGGGACAACUGGGCUUCCAUGUUCGCCUGGACGGCACUGUGGCCGAGGUGGAGGAGUAUGGCUUUGCUUGGCAGGCGGGCCUGAGGCAGGGCAGCCGCUUAGUGGAAAUCUGCAAGGUGGCCGCAGUGACGCUUACUCACGAGCAGAUGAUUGACCUGCUGAGGACGUCGGUCACGGUCAAAGUGGUCAUCAUUCCUCCGUACGAGGAGGGCGGACCUCGCAGGGGCUGCACAGAGGAGUACGAGAUGAAGACCAUGGAGCAGAAGCCAGAACCUGAGCCUCUGGCAGCAGGAUACCGACCUUCCCCUCGCCAAAUGUGGAGAUGGGAAAGCUCGCCCAUUCCUCCAGGGCUCCACAGCGCCCCCAACCCGCAGCGUUGGGCACCCAUGGGCCCCCCACCUCCUCCACUGCCCCGCUCACACAAGGCCCUGAUGCCGGUUCCCUACAGAGAGCCUCAGCACCUCAACUCCAAGAGACCGGUGAGCUACCCAGAGAACCACUACAGUCUGUCCCCUGCAGGGGGCGAGAGAGUUCUGCCCUACAGAAACCCCUCUGCCAGCUUCUCCUCGCCCUCCUCAGGCCUGGUCGGUCUCUCCACAAUGGGGCCGCCUGGAAUCACACCAGGGCCCUUUGUACGCUACAAACCUUCACCCGACAGAUAUGGAACAGGACAGCGCCCCCUGCUGCCGUAUGAACCCCACCUCAGUGUGGACGUCACCUCCAGUGGAGAGUCUUCCUCGGGCUUCACAAGCCAGGAAAGCACCAUGGAGCGUGGCAAAACAGAACCCCUCUGGCAUGUCCCGGCGUCGUCGUCUCGGGGACCAGGUGGUGGAGGGGGGCAGCGGAGAAUAACCAGACAGGAUGUCCCAGGGAAAGACUCUCCAAACAGACACUCGAAGGGUGAGACUCAGUACUCCAGCCACUCCAGCAGUAACACUCUGUCCAGUAACGCCUCCAGCAGCCACAGCGACGAGCGCUGGUUCGACGGAGCAGCUGGAGGAGAGCGAGGAGGCGGAGGUUGCCUCGGUGACCCGGCCGAUACUGACCCCGACCUCCUCAACAAGGGAGGGUCCAAUGACAGCGGCAUCGACGCCUCGACCCACUACAACAACACUCGCCACGGAAACAUGUCUAACAGCCACAAACCAAUGCACUGCUCUGCGACCUACAGCGGCAUCCAGGAGCUGUCGGUGGGAAGGAACAGCGGUGGAGGAGAGGCGAGGAGACGAGAAUCUUCACCCAUCAUACCAGCUGCAUCCAAUCAGAACAAAGGAUACCGGACGAGGACAUUCCCGCCUCCUGGCUCCAGUGCUGAUAAGAUGGAUGCUUUCAAACCCAGGGCCUACACACCACAGGGUUACAAGACUCCAACAGCAGAAAAGGCGCGACCUGUCCGAGCCGCUACCACAACGCCAACUUCAGCUCAGUUAAGCUCCACCCCUCUGUCAAGCUCCGCCCCAAAGGCCUUAUAUGGAAAGAGCCGACAAACUGCCUGGCAGAGAGAAGAAACCUGCCCGUCACCUUCAAACACAACAACAGCAUCCAACUCUGACAGCACCAACAGCAAGAAGCAGGUGGAUACAAAUUCAAAGAACGUGUUUGGACAGCCUCGUCUCCGAGCAUCACUGAGGGACCUGCGAUCUCCACGACGAACGUACAAGAGCACCAUCGAAGACGACCUGAAGAAACUGAUCAUCAUGGACAACCCAGGAGAGACGCCACAAAGAGAUCCAUCUCCUAGACGGACAUUGCAGCGCACCUUUUCAGAUGAAUCCCUGUGCAGCGGCCGCAGAGACUCCAGCUUUGCCAACUCGGAGAGCCAGACCACCCCCACAGACAUGCUGUUCACCUGCACGCUGCCCACUCGCAGACACAUCUCCUCCAACCACAUGCAGGGCAAGAAGGUGCCUCUGUCUGCAUCAGAGCUGUCUCUUACAGAAGUGAGAGACAAAGUUCCCCCUCUGAGGAGGCUCGAUCCCGGCCUGAUGCCCCUCCCUGACACCGCCUGUGGACUGGAGUGGUCCAGCCUGGUCAACGCUGCUAAAGCCUACGAAGCACAAAGAGCAGUUUCCCUCUUCUCGCUGACGGAGCCGCAGGUUGGAGGUCCGGACAUGAGACCAGUCAUCAGUCCAGUCCAGUUUCAGACUCCUCAGACGCCGCGGACCACACCCACCUUCAGCGGAGACGAGGUGCCCAACGAUUUGUCUGGUCGACUCUACCACCUGGAAGUGAUGUUAAAACAGCUCAACAAUGAUCUGGAGAGAGAGAAGAAGGAUAAAGUGGUUCUGCUGGCGGAGAUGGCCAACCUGAGAGAGAACAACCAGCGCCUGCAGGAGGAGAGCCAGACGGCCAGCGAGCAGCUGCGUAAGUUCAGCAUGCUCUUCACAAACCUCGACAAAACGGCCAGCGACCACGAGGGCCACUACGUAACGCAUGAAGCUGACUCACAGAGGGAGUGAUCGACGGCUGCAGAAGAAGAGCGUGAGAUUCAGGCCAGAGGGGAGGGACAGAGUGAGAGUACCCAUGACUCCUUGCACUCGCUGGAGCGGCAGAGGACACGGCGAUGUCUGCCUCAGCUUCCACUGGACGGCCUUAAACCAGAGACGACGACAAAAGGACGAUCUGGAUUUUAAAAUUGUAACACUCGGAGAGCCUGCAGAGACCCUCCCUCUCUACACCCUGAGCCUGUUUAUUUUUCUAAACUGAUGUGAAGACGUCUUACGUCCGUGUUAUUUACAUAAAUCUAGAAAUACAUAAUGCUACUAUGCCAGAGGAGCGAGCAGGAGAGGAGAUCCUGACUGUUUUAGAGAACACUACAUCACCUGGAGAGGCCUAAUACUGUUCCUGCAGCCAAUCAGCCAAAAAGACACUCAUUAGACUGCAUCUCCCAGAAUGCACUAGAAGUAAUGGAAGCUCUACAGACAUGGUACUGUUGGUUGAUGCCUGUGUGGUACAAUUCUCAUGUAUCAAUAUUCUCAACAUUGUACUGAUAUUAUGUAACAGUCGUACUAAAGAGGUGUGAGUGUGUGUAACUGGUGGUACAAUACUCAGAAACGUUGGGGCACAACGGCGCCUGUGCUCGAGGAAGAUGCGUUUUAUUCCUUCGGUGUGAGUGUUAGAGUGUUAUGUGUCUGUUAAAGGACAACUGAGUGAUGAACAAACUUGUUUACUGUAAUAUGAAACUCGUGGGCCACAAUAUUUUUCUGUCCGUGUUUACAUGGAUAAACUGCGGCCCACAGAUGUGAAACAAGCCAUCAGCGUGUCGAGUAAAUGGUCGAUGUCACAAAGCUCAGCGAUCACAGCAGCAUCAUAUCUCUGACAUAGUGACCUGUUUUGAUUUAAUGUCCACUGUUCUCAGCAAUGCCCUGUCAUCUCAGAUCAAACUGGAUCAUUAUUUUAACCUUGAAGUUUUUGUUUGUGGUGCAGCAUUUUGAGAAUUACGCUUUCUGGAGGCGCAUCAGAUGAGAAGACUGAUGACUAUAGAAGCACUUUGCAUUCCUUAUUUUUAAGUAUGUCUUACUAUAAAAUACUAGAAUAUAAUUAUAUCUCAUAAUUGUGAGAGAAAAAGUAGUUGUCAAUCAUCACUGUACUUGAAAGGACCGGGGUGAUGGUGCUAAAUGAUUUAAUGUAAUUAUUAUGAGCUGGAAUAUCAAAAUUAUGUGUAUUUAAAAAAAAAAAAAAGUUACUUCUGUGAGCAGAUGUGAACUCUUAAAUGAGAAGCGUAAUCUCGCCAUGGAUGCUGAAAGUUGUGGUGUGAGCUGCAACACGAGUCCCAUUUUAGCAUAUAUUUGUUUACAUAUUUAAAAUGAAGUACACCAAGCUAACUAUUCACAGUUUAUCCUGCAGUUUAAUGCACUGACAGCCACUGAAUUACUGUGAUGAUGAAGAAAUGUUAAAAACCAGAUGAUUCUCAGGCGAGCUCUGACGCAUUCCAAUUCAUCCCCCGUAAGCUUUUUUUUUUUUUUGCACAUUGUGAGAUAAUUUAACAUUAUGAGUUAAAGUGUUAUAGUUCUUUUUCUUUUAUCAAUGCAACAUGCUUCCAUAGUUUUCACUCACUUUAAUGUCUUUCUGUUAAUAAUAAGAGCCUGAGCGAUGCAUCAUAUUAUCUGCAUAUACACACCAAAAGAUGCUUGAGGUCAUUUAGAAAUAGCAUCAUAACACAGUUUGUCCAGCAGAACAGCUGCAUCUGUUUUUUUGUAACACACUCAGCAGUGUGUGCAGCACAUGUAGCAGAGCAGGUACAGCAGCUGAGCAGACUUUGGUGCGGAGUCAAGUCGUGUGUUCACAGUAAGCUGCUAACCAGUUUGAGAAAUACGUGGCUGGAAAGUUAUUCAACCAUGCCGACAUAAUGUCCCUUCUUAAUAUUCCGCAUAUGAAAAUAUAUAUAUAUAUAUAUAUAUAUAUAUAUAUAUAUAUAUAUAUAUAUAUAUAUAUCAGCGUUUUCUACACUGCCGAAGUCUUGCAUUGUCCGUUGCUCUAGAGAUGAGGCUACAAACAGGAAAUGGUUAUCAGUUUGGUUAGCUAAAGUAGCAAAAACUGUCUGCUGGCACCUCAAGGUUCCUGUUUAACACUAUAUCUACAAACUGAAUUAAAAACACAACAGUUCAUCACUUUAUUUACUGAUAACCUUUGGCUACUAGCUUCCUGGAGUUGUUGCUGGUUGCCUGAUCAGCUUUUGUUAAGAUCUGUAACAUUCUCAUGAGCUGGAUUUUAAACACCAAACAUGGUGCGCUGAACAUAUUCAUCUCUAAAAAUAAAGGGUGCUCGCUGCUCAGUAGAAUUUGUAACACUAGACACAAAAAGCAGCAUCAAUCUUCUCAUCUGCUCUCAGCUAAUAAGCGUAAUUCCUCAAAAUGUGAAGCUAAAUCUGUAUUUCUACUCCAAAUGAAGCUGUCAGCUGUAACGUGUGCUUAAAGGAAACAUACUGUACAUGAACGUCUCUCAGCGACACUGAAGCUCCUUCUUAUCAGAACCGGUCUGUUUGUGUGUGUGAGAGGAUUUGUCCCUGUGUUCUGUGAUAAAUGACCACAGGAGACACUAUUUAUACUGCUAGCUUGCUUAACGACGUUGUCUACUAUAUCUAUUUUUCAUACAGAAGUGUGCUGUUUGAAUGCUGGUACUGAACGGACAGUACAUCCCUGCAGAGGAUCAAUUUUCCCGUUCCAGUUUCUGAUAAAGCUACUCGUUGAUCAUCUCGCUUUGCUCUGUAUGAAGGUUUCCUCUUUAAUCCGACUGGAUCCGGUUGUUUAAACUUUCCAACCCACUCAGGUUCUUCAAGAUGCUGUUAAUGACACUAAAUCUGAUCAGAUGGGGGCGGCUGAAGGGAGUUGAAUCCCUGCUGUUUGUACCACUUCUGGCAUCCCUUUAAUAUUUCUGGGUGUGUUUUGGUCAGCAGGAUUGGUGUUUAAUUUGCUGGAUAAGCCAAAAACAGACUGUUCUGAUUGAGAAGUUUGUUAAUCGUUUCUCAACUGCUUUUGACUCUCUGGACAUGCUGUGAUAAAGGACUUUCCUCCAUGUUCCUACUAUGGGAAACACUUCUUUUUCACUAAGAGGACACCAGUGUCGUAUUCUGACUCGGAGCUGAACAAAAAAACUUCUGCUUCAACACCAGCUUCCUUUAACCCUCUACGGCUAAUUCCACAGCUUCAAGACGGACUGUUUUCAUCCCGGUGACUGUGGGUUCAGACUUGACUUUACUUCACGAGGUUGUCAUCAGCUUCUUCCCUUCAUAUAUAGCUGCCACGUUUAACAACCAAGUCGACACACUCCUGUUAUUCCUCCAACUGGAAAUCCUUCGUUCACGCAGCUUCGCAGGUGGAGCUGUGAUUUUACUAUCGUCAUAUCGUCUUAAUCUUUAGUUUGCUUAUGUUAAAGGGGCAAGGUUUCUUUUUAUAUAUAUAAAUCUUGUUCAUGUUAUGUAUAAUUUUAAGCUAUUUAUAGCAUACAUGGCGCCCCCUGUUGAACAAAUCAAUAAUGCAUUAAUAAUGGUAAUAUUGUAUGACUAGUUUUGUUUUUUUUUAGAUGUUAAAUAUUUUUAUAAUUUAUUUUUUAACCUGUUGGCCACUGUUGCAGACAUUAGUGAAGAAGAGAGGGUACUGUGUUUUAUUUGUGAUUUCUGUACAAAACUGAUUUCUAUGAUUCUUUUUCUUUUUUUUCGGGUUCACGUUUCGUCUUCGUGCGUCGGUGCUUUCUGCAUGCGGCAGGGGUACGCGAAGCUACGGCGAAAAAGUUUGGUUUUCUUUGCGUUGUAAUAAUAACUUGUACAUUUAAAAGUGUAAAUUAUGUUUUCAUUAUUUUAUAAAAAAAAUAUAUUAAAAAUAAGUAUCAAAACGUG
This is a messenger RNA of Acanthochromis polyacanthus (spiny chromis), 9893 nucleotides long. It is a transcript of the gene sipa1l3, whose product is annotated as signal-induced proliferation-associated 1 like 3. The transcript is spliced from 25 exons. NCBI's taxonomy places the organism in Eukaryota, Metazoa, Chordata, Actinopteri, Pomacentridae. The coding region runs from base 712 to 6018 and encodes 1768 amino acids. The record is from RefSeq and is a predicted model, not a curated record. Gene Ontology annotation, cellular component: cytoplasm; plasma membrane; Golgi apparatus. Gene Ontology annotation, biological process: establishment of epithelial cell polarity; epithelial cell morphogenesis; activation of GTPase activity. Gene Ontology annotation, molecular function: GTPase activator activity; protein binding.